This is a messenger RNA of Recurvomyces mirabilis, 642 nucleotides long. It is a transcript of the gene RPS5, whose product is annotated as ribosomal protein S5. The transcript is spliced from 2 exons. Gene Ontology annotation, molecular function: rRNA binding; structural constituent of ribosome; mRNA binding. Lineage: Eukaryota; Fungi; Ascomycota; Dothideomycetes; Mycosphaerellales; Teratosphaeriaceae. The record is from RefSeq and is a predicted model, not a curated record. Gene Ontology annotation, cellular component: cytosolic small ribosomal subunit; ribosome. Gene Ontology annotation, biological process: ribosomal small subunit assembly; translation. The coding region runs from base 1 to 642 and encodes 213 amino acids.
AUGUCUGACGGCGAAGUCGAAGUCGAGGCGCCACAGGGCUACCCAGUCCUGCCCAAGGACGUGACGGCGGAGAUUGGCAGCACGAAGCUCUUCAACAAAUGGAGCUACGAGGAUGUCGAGAUCCGGGACAUCUCCCUCACCGACUACAUCCAGAUCCGCCAGCCCGUCUACAUGCCUCACUCCGCCGGCCGAUACGCCGUCAAGCGCUUCCGCAAGGCCCAGUGUCCCAUCAUUGAGCGUCUCACCAACUCGCUCAUGAUGAACGGGCGCAACAACGGCAAGAAGCUGAUGGCUGUGCGCAUUGUUGCCCACUCUUUCGAAAUUAUCCACAUCAUGACCGACCAGAACCCCAUCCAAAUCGCUGUAGACGCCAUCGUCAAUUGCGGCCCCCGCGAAGACUCCACCCGUAUCGGCAGCGCAGGCACCGUCCGUCGCCAAGCCGUCGAUGUCUCUCCCCUCCGCCGCGUCAACCAGGCCAUCGCCCUCCUCACUAUCGGCGCCCGAGAAGCGGCCUUCCGAAACAUCAAGAGUGUUGCCGAGUGCUUGGCCGAAGAGCUGAUCAACGCUGCCAAGGGUAGCAGCAACAGCUAUGCCAUCAAGAAGAAGGACGAGCUGGAGCGUGUGGCCAAGUCCAACAGAUAG